This is a messenger RNA of Leucoraja erinaceus (little skate), 3519 nucleotides long. RefSeq names its product armadillo repeat containing 2 (gene armc2). The transcript is spliced from 18 exons. The record is from RefSeq and is a predicted model, not a curated record. Gene Ontology annotation, biological process: sperm axoneme assembly; cilium organization. The coding region runs from base 179 to 2830 and encodes 883 amino acids. Gene Ontology annotation, molecular function: protein binding. NCBI's taxonomy places the organism in Eukaryota, Metazoa, Chordata, Chondrichthyes, Rajiformes, Rajidae.
GUCACGUCUGGGCAUCGCGUCGCGGGGACUCCAGGGAGCGGGGCUGCGCCUGCGCGCUGGUGCCCGGCGGAGCCCGCCUUUCCUCAGGCGUUCGCCGGCUCCGCAGCGACUGGAGGCGACCGGGGCCCAGAGACGCGAGUCCGCUAGAUGCAGUGCAUAUUCAAAUUGUGUAUACGACAUGGAGAAUUUCCAGGGUUACUCAUCUGCUCUGGGAAAGAUGCAGUCUCCAAGGACUAAAAGAAGUGUAAAAGCUUCAGCCUCUGUACGGCAUUCAACAUGUCAACCAAAGACUAGUGCAGAAAUUAUUAGUGAGGCCCGAACUUCACUGAGAAUAUUAAAGACGCAGAGACCAUUCACCCCAAAAGAUGACCAAAGGAAACUGUUUGGCUUGACUUCCUCUCGUACUGAAGAGAUUAGGCCUCCAUCUUCUUUCAGCCUUCAUGCUCGCAGUUUUGAAGGAAGUGAAUCAAGACCCUUGUCAGUAGCACGGCUCAGCCCACUGGAUCACAAGCCAAAAAUUGCUACCUGUAAGGAUGAACAGCCUCCCAUUCCAAAACCGCCGCUGGACCCAAUCGAGAUUAAAAGAGUAAGCAGUGCUCGUGCCCGAUUGUUUAAAGUAACUUCCCAGGGAAAUCUUCUGCCUGACAAAACGAGUCAUCCUGAAGAAAUUAUAAAGAAGUUAAAUUCAGAUGGAUCCCUCAGCAAUAAAAACACUUCAUAUGAUGCUGAUAAAUCUGCCACAUCGCAAUUGAACACAAAUAUCUCAGCAAUUUGGAGCACGAAAUGUGAGGGAGAAGAGAUGAUGCCUGACAGGAUUACGGAGCAGACCAGCUCACUUUCAUCACCGAACAGUCUUGAGAGUGAAUUUGUUAAACAAGAUGUUGGACUUUCUAACAGUCCUGGAAGCACUGAAAAUAUCAAGGAACCAAACAGAUCAGAAUUGAAGAGUGGAUCAAGACCACAUGAAGAAGAAAGUGAAGAAGAGAUUCUGUACUGGAAUAUGAAGAUCCAGCCUAUUCUUGACGAACUUAAACCUCUAAGCAGUGGCAACAGUGUGGAACAUCUCUGUCAAACAUGUUACAGACUCCAUUAUACACUGCAAGAGGGAAACAUGCUGGGCAAAAUGUGUAAAAGGAGAGCUCUGCUUUUGAAAACAUUGUAUAAACUGGUGGAUCUUGGCUCAGACAAACUUUCCAUCGAGCUCGCAAAACUCAUAUUAGCGCUGAAAGUAAGUGGAAAAAAUCUUCUUAAUGUCUCUAAAUUGAUGUUCAAAGUUAGUAGAAGUGAGAACAAUGAUGCUCUCUUCCAAAAUGAUGAAAUCUUGGAUUAUCUUUUGGAGGUCUUCAGGUUUGCAGACCCACUCAGUAACAUCGAUGCUUUUUUGUACUUUAUGGGAACAAUCAAAUUCCUCACUGGGAAUGUGAUCUUACUCAAGGACCUACUCAACAAAGGUUUAGUUGAGUCUUUGGUACAGUUAAUGAAGGAGAUAAACGAUGCUAACAGAACAAGUGACACAUACUUUUGCAGCUCUGGGCACUUACUGGUCCAGGUCACCGCUACGCUGCGAAACCUGGCGGAGCUGCCUCAGUCCCGUUCUCGGUUCCUAGGCACUGGAGCUCUAUCAGAACUGUGUGUGAUAAUGGAGCAACACAUAAACGACAAAGACAUUUGUUUGAAUGUGGCCAGAAUAUUCAGCAAACUUUCAGCCUACAAUGAUUUCUGCCUUGUGUUGUCCGAAUGUUUCAGCUGCUACCAAUUAUUUUUGACCAUCCUCCACAGACACCAAAGGAAGCAGGAUUUAAUAGUCCGUGUUGUCUUCAUUUUGGGAAAUAUGACUGCAAAGAACAAUGAUGCGAGAGAGGAGUUGUAUAAACAGGAGAACAGUGUGGAGACGUUAUUGACAUUGUUCCAAAUAUAUCAUGAGCUAAAUAUCAAGAGAAAACUCACUCCACCACUGACUCAGAGCGAAAAAGGAAUGACUGAAUCCAAAAGCCAGAAACCGUCCGAGGUGGAAGAUGUCUUGAUAAAGUUGAUCAGAGUGAUUGCCAAUCUAUCUAUAAACAGCGAGGUCGGCUCUGCACUCUCUGGAAACUGGACCUGUGUGGAACUGCUCAUUAAAGUAUUAGAAUCAAACAAGGUUGAAGAAUGUGAAGAGCUGAUGAUGAAUGCAGCCGCAACAAUUAAUAACCUGUCUUACUAUCAAGUCAAGAAAUCUGCUAUCAGGACCAGGCAGCUGCAUAUCGCCGAAUUAAUGAUGAAACUUCUGCUGUGUAACAGCAUGGAUGCAAUUCUGGAAGGAGCCCGGGUCUUUGGUAAUCUCUCUCGAUCCAAGGAGAUCCGUGACUUCAUUGUACAGAAAAAUGUGGACAAAUUCAUGAUCACACUACUGGAUGCCAAGCAUCAAGAUGUCUGUUUCGCUGCCUGUGGAGUGCUUAUAAACCUUACCGUCGACAAAAGCAAGCGCCCCAUUUUGAAACAGGAUGGAGGGAUCAAAAAGUUAAUUGACUGCUUGAGAGACUUUGGACUCACUGACUGGCAACUGGCCAGUCUGGUCUGCAAAACACUUUGGAACUACAGUGAGAAAAUAACGAUCGCUGCAUUGUGCUUUGGCGAAGAGGAGACUGGGGAACUAUUGGAACUCCUUUCUGCAUAUUUAGACGAAGGAAUAGCCUUGGACUUGGAGACGAAUGGUUCGGACGAGCAACUCGUGGAGCAGCACAAAGUUUGCUGGGAGUCGGAGUUUGUCCCUGUGGCACGACAACUAUUGCAGAGGAUCCAGCGGCAUCACAGUCACCUCGAACCCCUGCCCUUCUCCCCAGCACAGAACUGACCCUCCUCUCAUCACUUCUUCCAAAACGUAUGUUGUGGUGUGGCGUGGUUAAAAAAAAAACAUGAUUCUGUAUUUCCUUGACAGAUGUGACCUUCAGUUGCGAACAUUGAAGUUAUCACCCAACACCUCCGUUCCAGAUCCAGAUAGAAAUGCUUUGAGUUUUGCACUUUGCUUGAUAGUUUAAUCUACCCCAUGGACAACAAAAUCACAGAGCCUUGAAAAUAUGUUAUUCCAAAUUUCCGAAAUUAACACUGUUAAAUUGAGUGAUGUAAUUCUUCCACUGGUUGCUGGGGGCUGGUAUCUGAUCUUUGUAUGUGGCUUCCGUUAUAUUAAUGUACAGUGUAAGAUACAGAACCUGUCUGAACUAUAAUGAUAACCGAGGUUGAAAAACAAAAUAUAUUUUUGUACAUUAUGAGUAAUUUCAGCUCAAACGAGGCAAUCUAAUUUAAUGUGGAUAUCAAUUUUUCGUUUGACAACAGAAUAAAAAUUCUACAUUUAUGUCUUCAUUAUAAACGAUUCCCAGAGCAGUAGAUAUAAGAUGUGAUGGAGCAGAAAAAUAUAGAAUCAAAAAAUGUUGCACCGCACGACACUACAAUCUACAAUAAAUUCACUUAAUUAAAUCAGGGCAGCACAGUGGCGUAACAGUAGAGUCACAGCGCCAGAGAUCCUGACUGUACAGAGUUUGUACG